AUGCUUGUAUCACUUGAAGGCCGUGUCCGUUCUUCUCCUACCGCCUUUGCCGGUGAAAUGCUUGGCCUGCAUUUCGAAACCUUAUUCUCAAAACUAAGCAGUACUCACGAGAAAAUGAUGCCACUUCAGCUAAUCCGCCGCCUGUCGUUCAAACAUCGUAGAAACCAUGAGAACGCAGAGAAGGUCACCACAAACACAAUGCGCAAAGCAUCGUCGUGUAAGGGACUGGGACGCAGUGGCGAAAAGCUGGCAGGACAUGUAGAAGACAAACCCCGCCUGUCGGAUGAUCUACUUCUACGCAUUGUCGACCAGUGUGAUAUCAUCGAGCAAAUCCGACUGAGAGCUAUCAACAAAGCGGUGAAGAAUCACGUCGAUAACAAAAUUAAAAAGAUCACCCAUAUCAGUGUCGAGAAACGCGAUAUCGACACGGCAACCGGUGGAGAUUGGACACGCCAUCGACACGCUCAAGUGUCUCUGAAGAUGCGCCGUAAUACGGCGGAAAUCGUGGUUGACUCCAGAUGGACAGCACGAGAUGUGUCUACAGUGGUGGCGGCAAUGAGCAUCUAUCGAAAGACUAUACUCGAGGCCAUCAUCGAUGCGCCAAUUGCUGAAUUGCUGGUCGUCUCUCUAUCAGCUCUCGAUUUGAAUCGAUGGUAUGCCUUCCAAUGCUAUAUGAAGGCAAUGGAUGUAUUCGAUGAAGACAUGCACAUGGACUGCGAUUUUGUGAAUCCCGGAGAGGUCUAUUGGCCUCUUAUUCAAAACCUCACCGUUCGCACUACGGAACAACAAGCGCCACAUCUGGCUAGAGUGAUCGAUUACGGUGUACAGUGUAACUGGGUGUUGGAUCGUCGGAAUCUCUGUCGAUUGAGAAUCGUUUUCACCGAUCUGGACGCUACACCGUCCCGAAAGACGUCGCGACACCUCUACCACUUCAGGUGCUGGGCCGGUUCAGCGGGUUUCGAUCAUCGCUAUGAGCAGCAGCUGGCUCCAGCCAAAGCACAAAGCGUCAUGAUUUGA
Haemonchus placei is the source of this 1017-nucleotide messenger RNA. NCBI's taxonomy places the organism in Eukaryota, Metazoa, Nematoda, Chromadorea, Rhabditida, Trichostrongylidae. The record is from the annotation of a GenBank genome assembly.